UCACAUGUUGUUUUGCUCUUCUUAGUUCAGUCACUCGGUGCGCGAUGUGUUACUCACUGUGCGGCGGGGACCGCGACGAGCCCGGGUCGCCUUUGGCAGCAGCAGCAGCAGCACCAGCAGCGGCAGCAGCCCCGGCGGCGGCGCGGACCCCGAGCGCCCGGGCGCACCCCGGCUCCCCGGAGCGCGACGCGGCGGCAGCAGCCCCGGUGCGGCCGCGCGCGCCUUAGGCUCGGCCCCGCGGCUCGGGGACCCCGACUCCCGGCCCAGUCAGCGCGUCCCCCGGCGCCGCCCGAGAGCCUGAGGAGGCAGCGGCCGCAGGCAGCCGGGGCGGGGGGCGGCCACCGCCCGCGCCGGGCAUCCUUGGGAGCCCCGAAGCGCGGAGGGCGCGGCGCAGCCGAGCGGUGCUGGCCCCCGCGGGCCUCCCCGGACCUUCCCCACCGCCUGGGCCCGAGGGACGCGUGCUCGGGCGGGCGGCCGGGCGCAAGGGUGGGAGGGAGCCGCCCCCGCCCGCGCCCCCUCCGCCCCUCGCCCCAGCCCCUGGGCGCCGGGCCCGGGCGGCGCGGCCUGAAGCGCCCGGGAUGGCGAGCCCGCCGCGGCACGGGCCGCCCGGGCCGGCGAGCGGAGACGGCCCCAACCUCAACAACAACAACAACAACAACAACCACAGCGUGCGCAAGUGCGGCUACCUGCGCAAGCAGAAGCACGGCCACAAGCGCUUCUUCGUGCUGCGCGGGCCCGGCACGGGCGGCGACGAGGCGACGGCGGGAGGGGGGUCGGCGCCGCAGCCGCCGCGGCUCGAGUACUACGAGAGCGAGAAAAAGUGGCGGAGCAAGGCAGGCGCGCCGAAGCGGGUGAUCGCGCUCGACUGCUGCCUGAACAUCAACAAGCGCGCCGACGCCAAGCACAAGUACCUGAUCGCCCUCUACACCAAGGACGAGUACUUCGCCGUGGCCGCCGAGAACGAGCAGGAGCAGGAGGGCUGGUACCGCGCGCUCACCGACCUGGUCAGCGAGGGCCGCGCGGCCGCCGCAGACGCGCCCCCCACCGCCGCGCCCGCCGCGUCCUGCAGCGCCUCUCUGCCCGGCGCCCUGGGCGGCUCUGCCGGCGCCGAGGACACCUACGGGCUGGUGGCGCCCGCCACGGCCGCCUACCGCGAGGUGUGGCAGGUGAACCUGAAGCCCAAGGGUCUGGGCCAGAGCAAGAACCUGACGGGCGUGUACCGUCUGUGCCUGUCGGCGCGCACCAUCGGCUUCGUGAAGCUCAACUGCGAGCAGCCGUCGGUGACGCUGCAGCUCAUGAACAUCCGCCGCUGCGGCCACUCGGACAGCUUCUUCUUCAUCGAGGUGGGCCGCUCGGCCGUCACGGGUCCCGGCGAGCUGUGGAUGCAGGCGGAUGACUCGGUGGUGGCGCAGAACAUACACGAGACCAUCCUGGAGGCCAUGAAGGCGCUCAAAGAGCUCUUCGAGUUCCGGCCACGCAGCAAGAGCCAGUCGUCGGGGUCGUCGGCCACACACCCUAUCAGCGUCCCCGGCGCGCGCCGCCACCACCACCUGGUCAACCUACCCCCCAGCCAGACGGGCUUGGUGCGCCGUUCGCGCACCGACAGCCUGGCCGCCACCCCGCCGGCGGCCAAGUGCAGCUCGUGCCGGGUGCGCACCGCCAGCGAGGGCGACGGCGGCGCGGCGGCGGGGGCAGCGGCCGCGGGCGCCAGGCCAGUGUCGGUGGCUGGGAGCCCCCUGAGCCCCGGGCCGGUGCGCGCGCCCCUGAGCCGCUCGCACACCCUGAGCGGCGGCUGCGGCGGCCGCGGGAGCAAGGUGGCGCUGCUGCCGGCAGGGGGCGCGCUGCAGCACAGCCGCUCCAUGUCCAUGCCUGUGGCGCACUCGCCGCCCGCCGCCACCAGCCCCGGCUCCCUGUCGUCCAGCAGCGGCCACGGCUCGGGCUCCUACCCGCCGCCGCCGGGCCCGCACCCGCCCCUGCCGCACCCACUGCACCACGGCCCCGGCCAGCGGCCCUCCAGCGGCAGCGCCUCCGCCUCGGGUUCCCCCAGCGACCCCGGCUUCAUGUCCCUGGACGAGUACGGCUCCAGCCCCGGCGACCUGCGCGCCUUCUGCAGCCACCGGAGCAACACGCCCGAGUCCAUCGCGGAAACGCCCCCUGCGCGAGACGGCAGCGGCGGCGGUGAGUUCUACGGGUACAUGACCAUGGACAGGCCCCUGAGCCACUGUGGCCGCCCCUACCGCAGGGUCUCGGGAGACGCGGCCCAGGACCUGGACCGAGGGCUGCGCAAGAGGACCUACUCCCUGACCACGCCGGCCCGGCAGCGGCCGGUGCCCCAGCCCUCCUCCGCCUCUCUGGAUGAGUACACCCUGAUGCGGGCCACCUUCUCCGGAAGCGCAGGCCGCCUCUGCCCGUCCUGCCCCGCGUCCUCUCCCAAGGUGGCCUACCACCCCUACCCAGAGGACUACGGAGAUAUCGAGAUCGGCUCCCACAGGAGCUCCAGCAGCAACCUGGGUGCAGACGACGGCUACAUGCCCAUGACGCCUGGCGCGGCCCUCGCGGGCAGUGGGAGCGGCAGCUGCAGGAGCGACGACUACAUGCCCAUGAGCCCUGCCAGCGUGUCCGCCCCCAAGCAGAUCUUGCAGCCCAGGGCCGCCGCCGCUGCCGCCGCCACCGUGCCCCCUGCGGGGCCUGCGGGGCCAGCGCCCACCUCUGCGGCGGGCAGGACAUUCCCGGCGAGCGGGGGCGGUUACAAGGCCAGCUCGCCGGCCGAGAGCUCUCCCGAGGACAGCGGGUACAUGCGCAUGUGGUGCGGCUCCAAGCUGUCCAUGGAGCACGCGGACGGCAAGCUGCUGCUCAACGGGGACUACCUCAACGUGUCCCCCAGCGACGCGGUCACCACGGGCACCCCGCCCGACUUCUUCUCCGCAGCCCUGCACGCCGGCGGGGAGCCGCUCAGGGGCGUUCCUGGCUGCUGCUACAGCUCCUUGCCCCGCUCCUACAAGGCCCCCUACACCUGCGGUGGGGACAGCGACCAGUACGUGCUCAUGAGCUCCCCCGUGGGGCGCAUCCUGGAGGAGGAGCGGCUGGAGCCUCAGGCCACGCCAGGGCCCAGCCAGGCGGCCAGCGCCUUCGGGACCGGCCCCACGCAGCCCCCCCACCCCGUAGUGCCUUCGCCCGUGCGACCCAGCGGCGGCCGCCCCGAGGGCCUCCUGGGCCAGCGCGGCCGGGCUGUGCGGCCCACGCGCCUGUCCCUGGAGGGGCUGCCCAGCCUGCCCAGCAUGCACGAGUACCCACUGCCGCCAGAGCCCAAGAGCCCCGGCGAGUACAUCAACAUCGACUUUGGCGAGCCCGGGGCCCGCCUGUCGCCGCCCGCGCCUCCCCUGCUGGCGUCAGCGGCCUCGUCCUCCUCGCUCUUGUCCGCCAGCAGCCCGGCCUCGUCGCUGGGCUCAGGCACCCCGGGCACCAGCAGCGACAGCCGGCAGCGCUCCCCGCUCUCUGACUACAUGAACCUCGACUUCAGCUCCCCCAAGUCUCCCAAGCCGGGCGCCCGGAGCGGCCACCCCGUGGGCUCCUUGGACGCCCUCCUGUCCCCUGAGGCCUCCUCCCCGUAUCCGCCGCUGCCCCCGCGUCCGUCCGCAUCCCCGUCGUCGUCCCUGCAGCCGCCACCGCCACCACCGCCCCCCGGGGAGCUGUACCGCUUGCCCCCUGCUUCGGCCACUGCCACCGUCCAGGGCCCAGGCGCCGCCUCGUCCUCGGACACCGGAGACAAUGGUGACUACACCGAGAUGGCUUUCGGUGUGGCCGCCACCCCGCCGCAACCCAUCGCGGCCCCCUCGAAGCCAGAAGCUGUCCGCGUGGCCAGCCCGACGUCGGGCGUGAAGAGGCUGAGCCUCAUGGAGCAGGUGUCGGGGGUCGAGGCCUUCCUGCAGGCCAGCCAGCCCCCGGACCCCCACCGCGGCGCCAAGGUCAUCCGCGCAGACCCACAGGGGGGCCGCCGCCGCCACAGCUCCGAGACAUUCUCCUCCACCACGACGGUCACCCCCGUGUCCCCGUCGUUCGCCCACAACCCCAAGCGCCACAACUCGGCCUCCGUGGAAAAUGUGUCUCUCAGGAAAAGCAGCGAGGGCGGCGUGGGCGGCGUCCCUGGAGGGGGCGACGAGCCGCCCACCUCCCCCAGACAGUUGCAGCCGGCGCCCCCCUUGGCACCGCAGGGCCGGCCUUGGACCCCGGGUCAGCCCGGGGGCUUGGUCGGUUGUCCUGGGAGCGGUGGAUCACCAAUGCGCAGAGAGACCUCUGCCGGCUUCCAGAAUGGUCUCAACUACAUCGCCAUCGACGUGAGGGAGGAGCCCGGGCUGCCACCCCAGCCGCAGCCGCAGCCGCAGUCGCCGCUUCCUCAGCCGGGAGACAAGAACUCCUGGGGUCGGACCCGAAGCCUCGGGGGUCUCAUCAGCGCUGUGGGCGUCGGCAGCACCGGUGGCGGGUGCGGGGGGCCAGGUCCCGGUGCCCUGCCCCCUGCCAACACCUACGCUAGCAUUGACUUCUUGUCCCACCACUUGAAGGAGGCCACCAUCGUGAAAGAGUGAAGAUCUGUCUGGCUUUAUCACCAGGAUGUCACACGUCAGAGAAUGUCAUUAAAAGAAGAUGCUCAGCAUUGUUUCAGCCCGAAGCUGCUUACAGUUUUCUUUUGGAUCUGAGCAAUGACUAUGUUUGGAAACAUCUGUGGACUCUGUUAGAUGAGGCACUAACAAGGCAAGGUCACCUGCCUCUCUCCCUUGUUCCCGGAUGGGGCAUUCGUCAUUGUGCUGUUUGCGUUUUGUUUUGUUUUGUUUUAACAAAAUUAGCUGAAGAAGUUAUUCUCAAGAAAAUUGGAUGUUUUCAUUGGCCUUCUUAAAUUGUGGCCGGUGUCUUAAUUUCCUCUUUUCCUUUUGGCAAAGCAGAUGUAACCCUCAGCAUGCUAGGAGAGUGCACCCACACCUAUGAAAGUGGUAAAAUCUGGUAUUUACUGGCUUACACUCAAAACGACCACAGUCCUACCUCAGUUCAAGGUAAAGCCGGAUUUCCGUGGCAGGGGUCCAACAGGACCUCCUGUAGUAGCCCCUGCGCUGUGUGUCUGGAGCGCGGUCCUCGGCCUUAGUGAAAUGGUCCAAGUAUAGACAGCUGCUUGUUGGAUUCCAGUGCAGGUACCUGCCAUGUUUACGUCCACACCGAGCCCAGUGUGGGACUGACAUUUCUCGAUGGAAGUGAAAUUUGGGAUUGGACUUUAAAGACGGAUUACAAAAUAAUAAUUACUAUAUGUAACUGAAGCAACCUACUUUUGAAACAAAUCAACUGUAUUGGGUAGUGGGGGGGUGGGAGGGAAGGGCUUUGGGAAGGGGAUGAGUAUCUCUUUUUACCUUUAAUAGACUUGUUUAAUCUUCUCGAUGUAGAUGUUUAUGUAGGUACUUCACAUUGCAAACGCCUUUUAUUCUAUUUACAAGCUCAGAUGUCUCUGCUCUCCUGAAUCUUGGGCAUGCCUUUCUGUAACCAAAAAUCCCUGUAGGUGUGCUAGCAAUUCCAGGGUGGUCCGGGUGUGGCAGAUUUAAUUUUUUAAAAAAUGUAUUAUCUUUCAUAAAAUGUUAUUAUGUCAACCAGUGAGGCUGCCCUGAACAAAAAACGAAAAGAAAAAAAGAAAAGGAAAGAAAGAAACUGAUAAAAAGAGGCAUUCCAGCCCCUAUGUUGCUGAUGGAAAAAGAAAAAGAAGAAAAGCAAUCUCGCAGUACAUGUUACUUGUCGAAAAAAUUCCUGACAAGACUACCCUUGUUUUAUGUUUUCAGUAUUCUGAAAAUACCAGUGUUGUGGCAGUUCUCGCAGACGUUACCUAAAACCGCUGAACUUGACCGGCAGAAUGAUCUGCCGUUUUCUGCUCCGUCGACACUCAAUUGGAGGGCUGUCGACCUCUCCUCCCGUGGGGGCUUCCCCAGUGCCUAUCUUCUCUGAUAGUCAUGGAGAGGUUACACUCAUUCAUUGGAGAUGUAAGUUGUUGGUUUCGUUUUGUUUUGUUUUGAGAAAAAUAUAUAUAAAUAUAUAGAUAUAUAUCACUAUAGAAUAAUGCAUUAAUAAAAUGAGGCUUUUUUAGAGGAAGACCAAAAAUUUCAAUGUCUUAAAAAUAUAUUUAAUGGCAAUGCAAAAGUCUUCCUGCUUCCGUGCUGAACUUUAGAACAGAGGAUUGUAUUGCAAGACAAAGUUGAAUGUAAAGUGAUCUCCCUGAACAUUUUUAAGGUUUUACUUUUCUGAAAUUAUACAUCACAGCAGCGCCUAGGCCAUACAAUGUUAGCUGGAAGGUCAAUUUCAGUGUAUGAUGUACUUUAUUAAGAUGUAUAAAACAUCCUGAAGUUUUUAUUUAGUUUUGGGAAUAGGCAUCGAUGGGUGGUAUUUGCUUUGUAACUCCCCCCAGGUACGAUAGGGACUGAACAUGGACCCUGCUGAAUGCGGUGUAUUGACGCAUAUUUAACUCGCCCUCUCUCCUUAGAGUAGUCAUGACACUAUACAGAUGGUUCAUGUUCAUACUGCAGCUUAAAACAAGCAAAAUACACAGAUGAUAAUAUACUAAAUUUUCCUCUAUCCUGUACAUUUCAAAAAAAGGCAUAUGCAAUAUUUACAUUUUUAAUUUAGUUUACAGAAUGGAACCAAAAUGUAUAAAUGUUAUGUUUGCUAAAACUUCACAAUGUAUAUUGGGUCUUUGUACAUUUUGCCUGACUUACCUUAAAUUUAAAAUAUUUUUUGCUAUAUAAACUUUAACAGUUAUUAAACAGUGUUUUCUUUUUGGGUACGUAUUGUUUCUGGAUAUCAAGAUGUUAAAUAUAUUUCUUGCUAUUGUGAUAUGACAAGAGACUUAACUUAUCUUGCUCUGUCUUCCACUGUACACGCUGUAUAUAGGGGUCAAUGUGAUGCUGCUGGAGACGAGAAUAAACUGGACUAGAAUAGUGCAUUGUAUUUAGUCUGUAUUGAUCAUGGAUGCCCUCCUUAAUAGCCAUAUGCAAUAAAAUAAAGUACAUUAUUUAUGAAAUGAA
This is a messenger RNA of Macaca mulatta (Rhesus monkey), 7049 nucleotides long. It is a transcript of the gene IRS2, whose product is annotated as insulin receptor substrate 2. Gene Ontology annotation, molecular function: insulin receptor binding; phosphatidylinositol 3-kinase binding. The record is from RefSeq and is a predicted model, not a curated record. Lineage: Eukaryota; Metazoa; Chordata; Mammalia; Primates; Cercopithecidae. Gene Ontology annotation, cellular component: plasma membrane; cytosol. Gene Ontology annotation, biological process: insulin receptor signaling pathway.